AUGGCCUCCUCCGCGAACACCAUCUUCCGCGCCUCGCGCCCCCUCUUCCGUCAGGCUACCCUCGCCGCGCCCGCUCGACAGGCUUUCCGUCAGCAAACAUUCCGACAGAACUUCUACCAGGGCAGCGGCCGUCGAUGGCAGAGCACCGAUGGCGCUCAGCAGCAGCAGCAGAGCUGGUUCAAGCGCAUGAUGGAGAGCGAGGUCGGCUUCAAGACUGUGCAUUUCUGGGCUCCUGUCAUGAAGUGGGCUCUUGUCCUUGCCGGUAUCUCCGACUUCGCUCGUCCCGCCGAGAAGCUCUCCUUCACCCAGAACCUCGCUCUCACCUGCACCGGUAUCAUCUGGACUCGAUGGUGCCUCAUCAUCAAGCCUAAGAACUACCUCCUGGCCGCUGUCAACUUCUUCCUCGGAAUGGUCGGACUCGUCCAGAUCACCCGAAUCCUCAGCUACGAGUCAGCAAAGAAGAAGAGCCUUGAGGGUGUCGUCGAGGACAUCAAGGCCGACGCCAAGGAGACCAUCCAGGAGGCCAAGCCUUAA
Molecule: messenger RNA, 534 nt
Organism: Fusarium subglutinans
Lineage: Eukaryota; Fungi; Ascomycota; Sordariomycetes; Hypocreales; Nectriaceae
Product: FMP43
Exons: 4
Coding region: 1-534 (177 amino acids)
Biological process (GO): pyruvate import into mitochondria
Cellular component (GO): mitochondrial inner membrane
Molecular function (GO): pyruvate transmembrane transporter activity
Source: RefSeq, a predicted model, not a curated record